This is a messenger RNA of Quercus robur (English oak), 1494 nucleotides long. Its product is annotated as cytosolic sulfotransferase 5-like. Bases 121 to 1104 code for a protein of 327 amino acids. Lineage: Eukaryota; Viridiplantae; Streptophyta; Magnoliopsida; Fagales; Fagaceae. Gene Ontology annotation, biological process: sulfation. Gene Ontology annotation, cellular component: cytoplasm. Gene Ontology annotation, molecular function: sulfotransferase activity. The record is from RefSeq and is a predicted model, not a curated record. The transcript has a single exon.
CCAAAUGCAGACCGCUGAGAGAAACGCUCUCCAAACUGUCACUAUAAGAUAACUGAGUUGUCGAGGAAAUAAUCUAACUAUCUUGGCAACUAGUAUCACAUACACUACCAAAUACUUCUCAUGGAUCCGUCUAAUUCAACAAAGCUGCUGCUACUAGACCAACUUCCUAGAGGAAGUAUUUUUGAGAACCUUGAUCUAUAUCAAAGAGAUGGUUUCUGGUACAGACCUCGUCACCUUGAAGCUUCCAUUGUUCUUCACUCACUAUUUGAAGCUCGCGAUGAUGAUGUUAUUUUGGCGUCCGCUAUGAAAACAGGUAGCACAUGGCUGAAAGCUCUCUGCUUCUGCAUCAUGCAAAGGCAAUUUGGUACUGUUGGUAACAAGGACGAGGACCUUUUGGCCAUACACCACCCUGCAUUUUAUGUGCAGACUUUAGAAAUCCAGGUUUACACUGCAAAUCCACCUCCAGAUCUCUCAGCUAUGGAGUCUCCAAGGCUCUUCCACACUCACUUGCCUUAUAGUGCACUGCCUGAGUCCAUUAAGAACUCUGAGUGCAAGAUUGUUUACAUAACUCGCAACCCAAAAGACACUUUGGUUUCAAUGUGGCACUUCUUCAACAAGCUUAGGACACCUGAACAAGGUCAAUAUCCCAUAGAGAAGGCAUUCGAGAGCUUUUGCAAUGGUGUUUGCCAUUUUGGGCCAUUUUUCGACCAUGUUUUAGAGUACUGGAAUGAGAGCUUAAAGAUGCCUCAAAAAAUACUUUUUUUGAAGUAUGAAGAGCUACAAAGGAACCCAAAAGAAGAAGUGAAAAAACUUGCUUCAUUUAUUGGAAAGCCAUUUGCUGAGGAGGAAGAGGUUGAGGAGGUGAUAAGGAAGUGUAGCUUGGAGAGGCUGAAAAACUUGGAAGUAAACAAGAAUGGUGUGGAUCCAUGGGUUGGGAUGCCAAACAGUGCCUUUUUUCGAGCUGGGGUAGUUGGAGAUUGGAAGAACAUUUUAACCCCAGAAAUGAGUGAGCGACUUGAUCAAAUUACCUGCAUGAAACUGCAAGGGUCUGGCUUAGAUCUUGUGGAUGAUGCAUUAGAGCAUUGUGUUGCUUUAUCAAAUUAAACGUAUGAUGGAAUACCGCAUAAAUGUCUCAUGAGAGCUUUGCUGCUGCCUAACAUUUGAGAGUCCUUAUUGUUUAUUCUUAUCUUUUCUACUUAUUAUUUUAUCUUUAUUUGAUUAGCCCUAAUUAUUUAGGUACUUUAUAUCUAUUUGAAUAUUUGAAUAAUUAUCUAGUAAUAUUAUUUAGUUAUCUUAGGAGAUUGUUGCUUUUUAAAUAAAUGCUUAUGGCAUUAAGUUAGGUGUUGAAGAAUUUGUUAUUGUGUUGUGCUCUGUCUUCCACCCAAAGGAAGUCUUUUUUCAAUUUCCAUAUCUGUUCCUAUCAACUAAGUUUACUGCUGCAGUGCUAAUAAUGUAAUAUUAUGAUUGAAUAAGAGGUGCUGCUUUAGUUUAUCA